UUGUCCUUGAUAUCCCGCCAGAACUGUUUAAUUGGUGUACAGUCCCAUGUGGCAUGCAUAUAGGUGUCAGUAGUGUUUUGUGUACAAUAAGGACAAAUUUAAGUGUCUAUAAAACCCAUUUUGAACAUCUUUUCCCCAUGUGUAGUGUACUCAAUGAAUGAUCUUAUAUCAUAUGAGCUGGAUAUUCGUGUUAGAGGAUAGAGAGAAGAUGGUUUUGCAGAUUUGAGUCCAGAAGUCGGCACUGGGGUCAAUUUGUAGAUCAUGUUCCAAUUUUUUGGUAGUGACGGAUAUUGUUAAGUCAAAUGUGGAAUUAUCUUGUAGAUUUUAGAUUUUUUUUUUGUUUUAGUUGUGAUGUUGAUUAGGUUUGAUGGUAACAGAGGUAAUUCCAGGUUAGAUGAUUUGAUGUUGAUUUUAGUUUGAAUGGAGGACUUAAUCAAUAGAAAUUCUAGAAAGUCAUUCUCCUCAAUGCUGUACUUCUAGCUGCUGCAAGUAGUUCCUAGAAGAUGGUGAAUAAAGAUGGGGAGAGUGGGCAUCCUUGCCUGGUACCCCUGUACAGUGAAGCAUUGUGAUGUGAUGUUCUAUGAGGAUAUGACUUGUGUCUUUCAGUUUUUUUUAGUAUUUAAUAACUGCAUCUCAUCUUCUUUUCUGUUUUCUCCACUAAUAGAGAUAUCUAACCACGAGACAGCACUGUUAAUCAUAUAUUAUAUUUCAAGUGAAAAUAAGUUUUACUUUGUAACCUCAGUGUGAAAUAUAAUCUGUCCAUCUUGUGGUAAAGUCACCAUAAUCACCUCUAAACUGCAAGGAGACUUCAAAACAUAACUGGCUGUCCUGCAGGAAGAGGUGGAUGAAUACUUGGAAGAGGAGGUUCCACAGUAAAAAAAAACUGAAAGUAAGUCGACAGAACUGAAGACAACGACAAACAACUGUGAUUUCAGGCUUUCAGGUCAAAAAUACAACAGGCCCUCUGCACACCCGACAUGGCAGCCAACAGUCUCUUUUCUGAAGAAGUUCUCUGUGACGUCUGCACUGAAACCAAAUUGAAGGCCUUGAAGUCCUGCCUGGUGUGUCUGACUUCAUACUGUGAGACUCACCUGGAGCUUCACCAGAAAAUCACAUUUAUGACAAGACAUAAGCUGAUUGAUCCUGUGAAAAACCUAAAAGACAGAAUGUGUAAGAAGCAUGAUCGACCUCUGGAGCUGUUCUGCAAGACUGACCAGAUAUGUGUGUGUCAGUCCUGUGCUGAGUCAGAUCACAAGAGACACCACAUCAUUCCUAUGAUAGAAGAAUAUGAAGGGAAGAAGGCUGAGCUGGGAAAGACAGAGACUGAUGUUCAGCAGAUGAUUGAAGAGAGACGACUGAAGAUUCAGCAGAUCAAACAGUCAGUAAAGUUCAGCAAGGAAGAUGCAGACAGAGAGACAGCAGACAGUGAGAAGGUCUUCACUGAUCUGAUCCAGUCUAUUAAGAGAGAUCUGGCUCAACUCAUUGACAUGAUUGAGGAGAAGCACAAAACAACAGAGAAACAGGCUGAAGGCUUCAUCAAAGAGCUGGAAGAGGAAAUGUCUGAGCUGAUGAAGAGAUGUGCUGAAGUGGAGCAGCUCUUAUGUACUGAAGACCACCUCCAGUUCCUCCAAAGCUUCUCAUCCCUGAACCCUGCUCCAUCCACCAAAGACUGGACAGACAUCAGAGUUCAGUCAUCAUAUGAGGAGACUGUGAGGAGAGCUGUGGCUCAGCUGAAGGACACACUCAGUAAGGAGCUGGAGAAGCUGCGUGUUCAUUUUGAGCUGAGGAGGGUCCAGCAGUUUGCAGUGGAUGUUACACUGGAUCCUGAUACAGCACAUCUUCAUCUCAUCCUGUCUGAUGAUGGGAAACAAGUCAGUCAUGGUGAUGUAAAACAGAUUCUUCCAGACAACCCAGAGAGAUUUUCCUCAGCUUUAGGUGUGUUAGGAAAGCAGCGUAUGUCUUCAGGAAGAUUUUACUUUGAGGUUCAGGUUAAAGAGAAGACUGACUGGAUUUUAGGAGUGUCCAGAGAGUCAAUAAACAGGAAGGGCUACUUUAUAUUGUCCCCUGAAAAUGGCCAUUGGACUGUGGGCUUAAUGAAGGGAAAUGAGUACAAAGCUCUUGCUGGUCCGUCAGUCUGUCUCCCUCUGAGGUCAAAGCCUGAGAAGGUGGGGGUGUUUGUGGAUUAUGAGGAGGGCCUGGUCUCCUUCUAUGAUGUCGAUGCUGCAGCUCUCAUGUAUUCCUUUACUGACUGCACCUUCACUGAGAAACUCUGCCCAUAUUUCAAUCCCUCCCAUAAUGCUGACGGUGAAAACUCCCCCCCUCUAGUCAUCUGUCCUGUCAGUAACACAGGUUAGACUCAUCAUUUCAUUUCCAAAGAAAGUGUGCCCUGUCACUCUAGUUAAUGUGGUUAUUGGUAUAUUCUAAACAACCUCUUAUUUUUAUGUAUCCAGUUAAUACAGUUUGCAGAAAAAUAUUAAUCACUGAAGUUCAAUCUCAUGUCUCCUUAUGUAAUUAUGUUGACGGAGAUUAAUUAUACACACAUCAAGUAGGUGCAAGGCUAUCAGGAAACAGCAUCAAUGUAAAAGGUAACACCUGCACACUUACUCCAGGCCACAAAAGUUUAAUAAUGACGUUUCGAUCCUACUUAGAUCUUCGUCAGGUCAGAGUGUUUAAAAAAUGGAAAACACAACCAUAUUUAUACAUCAUGCACACCAAUAGGCUGACAAGUUCUAUGAUGGCAAGUGUGCUUAAACAUCCAAACCACUCAGGGUGUUAAACAUCCAAAAACAAUGAACAAUUCAAUAAAGUACAUAGAAGACACAGUGAUACAAAAACCAUACUUCAAAAUAUCAAACAUGCAUCUUAAUAGUGCUGUCUAGUCUUUCUCUAUAAUCCAAUUCAAAUUUCAUCCCUCAUUAUUUUAAUAUUUGAAUUUUAAAUGCUCAAAUUUUGCCUAUUAUUAAUAUUUACUAUGUACCUAUACACUGUAUACACAGGCUUAUGCAUUGCCAAUGCCACUAUCAGCAGGUGGUUGUUAUACAUUCUGUCCACUAGAGGUCAUUCCAACAUUACCAAUAAAUAGGUGAUAGCUUUCUUGCUAAGUAACAAUUAAGCUUAGGCGCAAAAUGAAUCAUGUUAAUCAAAAUAUUAAAUAAGCUUUCAUCAUAUAUAUAUUCAUAGUAAUUAAACUACACAUUUAACUGAAAUAUAUAUAAAUCCACGUCAGCAUGCGCUUGUUUACAUCAAUACAUGACAUGUUAUUUUGGGUCAGGAUGCAGUGCAAGUCUAAAUGAUAGUGUGAGUAAGAGCUGUGUGUCCAAACCCUGCACUGCAGUUGCAGCACUGAUCAUUCAGGCUCAAGUCUUUUACUGUGGGCCUGCUUUUGUUUCAUUUUUACAUUUGUGGACAGAAAUCCAAACACUUUCCACACAUCGCUUCUUAAAUGGUCAGGAGUGGUGAUCUCCCUGAGUGCAUCGCUUCCUGCCAUUUCUGAUAUUGUGACAUUACGUUAGCACAAUGAAUGUGAGAUUGUGAUUCAGUCAGACUCAGAAAAUGUUAUUGUUCAUCAGUAGCAGGGUUUUCACUAGUGUAUUGCAAGCCUGGCUGCCAGGCCUGAGUUGACCCCCACCAGGCCUGAGCAUCAGGGAUUUUUAAAAAAAUGUAUUUUAAGAUGUUUUUUUAAACUAAAAUGUGUUGUACAAGUAGAAUAGCUCCUCUAAGGAAUAGCUCAGUGCAUAGCGAGUGUGUGGUCUAGAGAGAGAGAGAGAGAGAGAGAGAGAGAGAGAGAGAGAGAG
This is a messenger RNA of Thunnus maccoyii (southern bluefin tuna), 3794 nucleotides long. RefSeq names its product zinc finger protein RFP-like. The coding region runs from base 978 to 2354 and encodes 458 amino acids. The transcript has 2 exons. Gene Ontology annotation, molecular function: zinc ion binding; protein binding. NCBI's taxonomy places the organism in Eukaryota, Metazoa, Chordata, Actinopteri, Scombriformes, Scombridae. The record is from RefSeq and is a predicted model, not a curated record.